Messenger RNA from Paecilomyces variotii, 2686 nucleotides. RefSeq names its product oxidoreductin. The record is from RefSeq and is a predicted model, not a curated record. Gene Ontology annotation, cellular component: endoplasmic reticulum; endoplasmic reticulum membrane. The transcript has 3 exons. The coding region runs from base 457 to 2268 and encodes 603 amino acids. Gene Ontology annotation, biological process: protein folding in endoplasmic reticulum. Gene Ontology annotation, molecular function: protein-disulfide reductase activity; thiol oxidase activity; FAD binding. NCBI's taxonomy places the organism in Eukaryota, Fungi, Ascomycota, Eurotiomycetes, Eurotiales, Thermoascaceae.
GUGGAAUAUUCGCGUCUGAUGCAGUCUUGGCGGCAGCACCGCCACAGCCGGGCCGGAUCUUUCGAUAGCGAUGCUGCUGCUUGAUCCGCCACCAAGGCCAGAUGUCAUCUUUUAGUUUGCAAUCCAUGGACGUUGUCAGGCCACAUAGACCUCUCUGCCUUUCUUCUUGGAAUUACAAGGGUGCCGCUGGUGCUGCUUUUUUGCAGCUUUUUAAUUCCACGUUUGGCUUUGCCAACCCCUUUCCUGGUGCCUGAAUUCCAUCUGCGCUGGAAGUUUUUAAGCUCUAGAUGAUGCGCCUCAUCUGCGCGUUUUGCUGAUAAACUAUUUCACCGGCCACAUCGACGUUCUCGAGGGCUGUUGAAGUCUAUUUCAUAGACUAUACGGCGGCAUUCUUUAGCUGUCCCUGUUCUCGAUUGCAUAAUCUAUUUGUUGCUGUCGGAGGAAAGGUGUCCCAAGAUGCGCUCUGCCGCGAAGAUAUUCUACCUGGCAGUCUUUGCGCUGCUGGGACCUGCUAAAGCAGCCAGCCAUUAUGGAUCUGCUGAUACGUGUGCUAUCGAUCCCAAGGCUACCGUCUCUGACACCUGCGCCUCCUACGCGAGAAUCGAUACGCUCAAUGACCAGAUAUACCCCAUCCUCAAUUCUAUAACUCAUGACACGGAUUUCUUCUCGUACUACCGUCUUAACUUGUUCAAUAAAGAAUGUCCAUUCUGGUCAGACGAGAGUAGCAUGUGCGGGAACAUUGCAUGCUCAGUCCAUACCAUUGAGUCGGAGGAAGAUAUACCCCCAAUUUGGAGAGCAGAGGAACUGAGUAAAUUGGAAGGUCCCAAGGUCGGACAUCCUGGUCGAAAACAACAGGAGGAGCGGCCCAAGGACAGGCCGCUUCAGGGGGAACUGGGCGAGGACGUCGGAGAGAGUUGUGUGGUUGAAUAUGAUGACGAGUGUGAUGAGAGAGACUACUGCAUUCCCGAGGAUGAAGGCGCGGCCGGAAAGGGCGACUAUGUGAGUCUAGUGGACAACCCGGAGCGGUUCACAGGGUACGCAGGUCCCGGAGCUCAUCAGGUGUGGGAUGCGAUCUAUCGUGAAAACUGCUUUGUGAAGCCAACGCCUGAGGCGCAAACUCCAUUUAACCAGCCAUUCCGCGGUUUGCCUGAGGGAGGCCUCCAGGCUGCCAAUGACUUCAGAAAUGUCCUCCAACAGGAAAUGAAGCGUAGCGACAGUCUGCCGCUGGACAAUGAGUGUUUGGAGAAACGUGUCUUCCACCGCGUUAUCAGCGGAAUGCAUGCGUCUAUCUCGACUCAUCUUUGCUGGGAUUACCUGAAUCAGACGACGGGUCAAUGGGCACCAAAUGUGCAGUGCUACAAGGAGAGGCUGCACAACCAUCCGGAGCGGAUAUCGAACCUCUAUUUCAAUUACGCCUUGGUCUCUCGGGCUGUCGCCAAGCUGCGAAAGCAUUUGGAAGGAUACACCUUCUGUACCAGUGACCCAGUUCAGGACCGCGAGACGAAGCAAAAGGUGUUGGAUCUCACCAACGAGCUCGCGUCACGGCCACAGGUCUUCGACGAGACCGCUAUGUUCCAGGACCCAAGCGCGGCUGGCCUAAAAGAUGACUUCCGCCACCGAUUCAGGAACGUCAGCAGACUGAUGGACUGCAUUGGAUGCGACAAAUGCCGGCUCUGGGGAAAGCUCCAAGUCAAUGGCUACGGGACUGCCCUGAAGGUCCUGUUCGAUUACGAUGAGAAUAACACCAUCGACAAUCCACCACUUCGACGCACAGAGCUUGUUGCUCUUAUCAACACAUUCGGUCGCAUCUCCCACAGUUUAGCCGCAGUGCGUAGUUUCCGACAGGCAGUGGAGUCUGGCAAGGAGGAUCUGCUCACCGUUCACCCCCCGGUGUCAGAGCCCCUCAGAGCACCAGGGGAGAAGAAGGGAGCAGAAGCGAGACAUUAUUACAAGGACGGAGGGUCAUCCUUUUACGCGGAAGAUGAUGACGAUGACUGGGACUCUGUAGACGACUAUCGGCCGUGGGAGAGGACUGAAGAUGAUGUCGCAGAUACCCUCCUAGGAAUGAUCAAGGCAGAAGUCAAUGUCUUUUGGCGGACGUUCACUUGGGUUCUGCACUCGUGGGUGCAGCUUCCCCGCACUAUAUGGGAGAUAUCGAUUCUGGAACUGGACCGCCUGUGGAGUUACUGGCUGGGUCUGCCAGUGACGCCCCGCGCCUGGAAAAUCCGAUUCCCUAAUCCACCUUCUUCUGGUGACCGGGAGCUGUGACCAUGGUCGCAAGUUCUCCUGCGUUUCAAUUUAUUGUGCAUGGUAUAUUCAAGUCCGAAUUGGCGUUCGAGCUCUCUCUUUUCAUUCACGCGCACAUUAACAACGCGCAUGGUUCACUUACUAGGCAUUCCCCUUGGAGUCAUGGGUAGCACUACAUGUAUAUAAUACUACUUUGGGCUGUGACAGUCACCUCGAUAUCUUACUAGACUCUUCUCCGUUGCAUCAUCCGAGAAUAUGAAGCUCUAUUCGCUGAGCAUGAUUUUCUUUUCCACUCUGCAGGUGUAUGUAUUUCGAUCCGCGGAAUUAGCGGAACGGCAUAGAGCCAUGAUGUAUGAUUCGUAAAGAUUCGUUCUGCAUUCUGUCGGCGUACAAAGCAAACGCCAGGUGAUCUGCAAUCAUCCGUUACACCAGGUUCCCG